Molecule: messenger RNA, 288 nt
Organism: Pyrenophora tritici-repentis Pt-1C-BFP
Lineage: Eukaryota; Fungi; Ascomycota; Dothideomycetes; Pleosporales; Pleosporaceae
Source: RefSeq, a predicted model, not a curated record
AUGCUCUUCUCUGUCUCGUUUGCACUCCUUCUCGCUUCGAUAAGCCAAUCAACGCUUGCAGAGGUUGUAGAGAUUGAUAAAGCAUAUAAUGUCGAAUGCCAGGGCAGGAAAACUGUUCCUAAUUAUUGCACGGCUGCUGGAGGAGAUUUCCGCAGCAUACCCGUAGAGACCUGGCAAGGCUCAAGGACAGGUAGCUUGGGAAGGAAAGAAGAGAGCCGGAUAUGCGAUAAUUGGUCCCUGCUGGCUAUAGCGAUGGAACGGAAACAGGCAGGCAUGAAGGCUCGAUAG